AUGCCCAUGGAGCUCAGGUUGACUCCGGCAAGGAGAAAGCGGCGACGUAAAAUUGUUGCCGCCAUGAUAUUGCAGGACCUGCAGAAGCUAUGUGUAAGGGCCCUAAAGCUGCGCGAGGACGAGCGAGUGACCGUGGCCGAGCCAUCCGCUGAAACGGCCAGUCCCUUUCAUUCCAUAUUUGCUCUGGAGGUCGGCUGCGGCGAUUGCGACAAAGCAACGGGGGAUUCUUAUCAAGGAACGUGCUUCCUACUCAGCGAUCUGAACAGUGCAGCUACCAAGGAUUACAUCAUCUUCGCCACUGCCGCACAUAAUCUGGUCUGCAACCGUUGCGGCGACUGGCUCUGGGUACGAAUCUACAAAGAUCUCUCCGCGCCUCCCCUGACCAGCGAAGAGAUAUCCCGCAAGAACGAUUAUGGCGGGUUGAUCGUUCCUACCUGGUACAAGAACAACGCCAAGGAUCCGGAGAAGACUAACGAGAAAUAUCUACACGACUAUGGGAUAAUAGCGGUCAAGACGAGCAAAGUUUGUCCGUUGGUGAAAUGGGCAGAUAAGCUUCUUGGCGUUGCAACCCAGUGCAAGAAGGAGGAAGGCGUCCGCAUGUGCGGAUACCCAACCUACACCCUGUAUGGUGGCAUAGAAAAGCCGGCCAAGAAAUGCAAAUACUGGGUUAAGGAGGACCGCCUUGCUACGUUUGCAGAGCACGACCAUCACCUUCACCACUUUGUUGAUUCUACCGGUGGGCAAAGUGGCUCGCCCGUCUUCCUUCUGCCCAAAGGAGGCGAAGCUGAGACGGCCUCUGCUACUGGCUAUGUUGUGGGGAUUCACAUCGCCGGUAGUAAAGAGCAUAAUUACGCUGUGAAGAUCCGGGACGAGCAUGGACACGACACAAAGCCAAUGGCGGACCUCCGAGAAUGGGCGAAGAAUCCAUCGGCAUUCUUACCAGAAGAAAGCGUUGCAGUUGUUUGUUCCGAGAAAUCAGUCAAGCCCGGGGUCAUGCCGUCGGAACAGAUCGGUUUGCAUGGUGGUCGACUAGUUAUUAGCGGACCGGAGGAACCCAAGAAGAUGUACGAGUCUCUCGACAUGAACCCAUGGGAGAGUGUCGCCUUCAAAGAACUUCUGCCUUACCUGGUUUCCACGCUUAUUCCACUUGAUAUGCGUCUCCAUUGUCAGGAUAAGAAGUUGAUUACGCAUUCAGAGCGUCUAAAAUUUGCAUCAUGCAAUGACCUUGCAGCGCAGAAUGAGGCAUUGUUCAAAGCACUACGCGUGGGUAAUGACGAAUCCUUCCACAAACUCCUUGAAUGCAUCCGUCAAGUCGAGCCAUCAGCCAGCGUGAGAAUGUUAUUGGACGAGCUGGAACCCCUCGACAAGUUCGGGGCAGCCCGGCAGCACUGAUGAGGCCGCAUUAGCGUCUGCAGGAGCAUCUGCUGCUGAUCCAUUGGGAUGGUGGUGAUGAUGGUGGUGAUGAUUGAUCAACACUGGAUCGCGGCGAGAAUCUGUUCUGUCUGUCUCUCUCUUCCUGUCUGUCUGCUUGUUCGUCUUUCUUUCCAUUUUUCUGCUUCACCUCAGACUCUAGACUGAGCUCUCUCCCUCACUUUCUCUCACUCUCGCUUGCUCUCGCUCUCACCCAGUCUCUCGCUCCCACUCACUCAUUACGUCGCGAUAUUCUUCAUUUGCCUGCUGCAUUCGCUAUCGUAAGCACUACUUCCUUUGAAUAUGCCUUUCUUCUUCUUCUUGGUCUUGGUAUUUUAAUUGCCACAUGACGCGCUAGAGACUGCUUUCCCUUAGCUUCGACUUUGCUCCUUUUAUUGGUACAUGAUCACAAAGUAUUUUUUCACUCCUCGGUAGUGCAGCACCGUGGGCGCCGCGUGCUCAGGCAAAGUGGCACGGAACCAGAAUGCUGGAUUUCCCCGCGCGUGCCCUUCGCUCCAUGCACAGUACCUGACCCAUGUGUAGAGUCUAGAUAGAUUGUCUGAGUUGUGUUGCAUUGUCAUUCAAUUUCUUUUUAUUCUCAAAAACAUGUAUCUCUACAUUCUAUCUCUGUGACUUAGAACCUCGCUUUAGGUCUGUAUUUGACUAUUUGAGCUUAGACACUGCUGGAAAAGCAGUGCACUAGUCUGACGUCAUCAUGUCGAAUAGCGGAACAUGUUGUAAAAAUUCUUUUCCGGUUGAACCGGUAUACUCAUAGAAUUAUCAGCUUCUGCGCGGCCUCAUUUCUGCCUAUCCUUUUUCACUUUGGCUGCCCUUUUUCACUUUUUUGCAAUGCUUUUUCAAAUGGCAACUUCUUUAAUUUUUCUAAGGAAGUGCAAUUUUCACAGCAGCCAUUUUCACAAAUAAUUGCUGUUGCCGGUUGAACCGGUAUGCGUAAUCACAUUCUGCUCGUCUUAUAUUCCUGCAUUUGCUUUUCAUUUUUACUGUCUCUUUGCCUUCGUACUUCUAUUUUCAAAGCACCUUUUUAUUUCAUUUUUCAAGGCACCGCAAUUUCCGAAGCAGCCAUUUAUAUAAAUGAUUUCUACUUUCCUAAAGCACUGCCA
This is a messenger RNA of Sycon ciliatum, 2531 nucleotides long. RefSeq lists its product as uncharacterized. NCBI's taxonomy places the organism in Eukaryota, Metazoa, Porifera, Calcarea, Leucosolenida, Sycettidae. Bases 1 to 1392 code for a protein of 463 amino acids. The transcript has 6 exons. The record is from RefSeq and is a predicted model, not a curated record.